Trichoderma aggressivum f. europaeum is the source of this 1941-nucleotide messenger RNA. RefSeq lists its product as uncharacterized. The coding region runs from base 1 to 1941 and encodes 646 amino acids. Lineage: Eukaryota; Fungi; Ascomycota; Sordariomycetes; Hypocreales; Hypocreaceae. The record is from RefSeq and is a predicted model, not a curated record. The transcript has a single exon.
AUGAAGUGGCGCGGCUACUGUGAUUCCUACGCAGACAACCCCUCCACCUCCUCCUCUUCUUCUUCCUCCCAGCUUCAAGCUCGUGCCCAGCCGUCCAAAGGCAAACUCAUCCAUUCCAAAAAGGCACCUCUACUCAUCAUCGAACCCUCCGUCAACACUAUUCGCUUCGCCAAUAGCGACCAGCACGAUUACUUUGUCGAAUGGUCUCACCUAUCCGUCACCUUCCUAGGCGGAUUCAUCGACCAGACUCGUCUUUGGACUGCCACGAUGCCCCAAGUUACUCUGGAAGAAAACACGUUGCGGUACGGGGCCAUGGCUGUGGGAGCCUUGCGAAAGGCAUACCAAGUCCAAGGCUCGGAGCUGGGGCUCGACAAUAACAAUCGCCACUACCUCAACGCCAUUGUCUAUUAUUGCGAGGCUCUCCGAAUGCAGUCGGAGAUGAAGCCUACCAGGGAGGGCCUGCGAACUGCUCUGCUUUCCUCUCUCCUAUUCAUCUGCUUCGAAACCCAGCGAGGAAAUGUCCCAGCCGCCCUUAAGCACAUUACGCACGGCUUUACGAUGCUUAACGAACUUGCUAACUGUACCGACAAAGCGCCUGACCUUGUUAGCAUUGCUCCGGCGCCACCAGCCCUGGUACAAGAUAUUCUAGACUGCUACAAACCCCUGGAGUUGCAGUCGCGAUCCUUCAUGGGAUCCUAUAGGAAAUUCUUCUUCCCACCGAAACCUCCCCAACAGUCUUCAUCACCAUCACCAUCUCCAUCCGACUCCUCAGCCUCGCCAUCCGCCUCCACCUCAUCGCUGCCACCGCAGAAUCCGCAACAACAAAACCAAAAGAGACUCGAAUAUUCAAACACAGCUCAACCGACGGGCCACAGCCCCUCGAACCAGCCUCAAACACCUCCUAUGUCGUCGCCUCAUAGCCCCCAGGCCCACACGACAGGCCUACCGAGCCCUCAAAGCCAGGGCGAUCCUUCUUCUCCUCAGCCGCCCCCUGCCCCUAGACGACCGCCAGGAAUCAUCCCGUUUACGAAGCACUCUCCAUAUUUUCGACCAAAACUAACCCGAAUUGUCUCCUUGGACGAUAUGCCGCGUACCUUUAGCUCGUGGGAUGAAAUGCGUGACUAUUGGGGGCUUGUCCAGAGGCAAAUGGUUCGUCAUGUUCCUAUGCUAACCAGAGUGACGUCGGAUCUUGCUCUUCACAGGACAACCGACCCUGCCGAGUUGGAGAGGAAAUUCGGAAGCCUCAAGACGAACGUGACGCUGUCGAAAUUCAUUGCAGAGUCACGAUACUGGCUGCAGCGCUGGACCGAGGCCUACCAACCCAUGUAUCAGGCCGUACUUCGCAACGCUACAAACGAUCGGUCGCUUUACCUACAGGCCAUGAGCAUUCGAAUAGAGUAUCUAAUCCUCUAUAUUUACACCACCGUCCCUCGCUACUCCAGCCUUAUAACCGUCAAGGGCCUGACGCCACAAUACCGCGAAAUCACUACGCUCGCCGAGGAGUUGCUGCAAGCUCGACCCAACUGCGGUUUUGCCAUGGACGCAGGAUGGACAUGGCCCCUUUUCGUCGUCGCUUUUGGCUGCCGAGAUCGUACCGUUAGGGAAGAGGCAAUUCGAAUCCUUGGCCAAUACCCCAUUCGCAACGCCUUGCGCGACAGCAGAGUCUUUCGGGCCAUUGCCAUGAAGAACAACGAGACCGAAAUCACAAAUGGCAUAGAGGGCGACGAGAAUGAGCAAUGGAUGCGUCUCAGGAGGCGCGAGCUGGUCUUUGAAGAUUUUGGCUCCUCCAUCAUCUUCCGGUUUGUGCAAAAGGAUCCUGUGACAGGGAAAUGGGAGCUGGUGGAAGAGGCAAGCGACUUUUUGGUCGGGCCUGAUGGUCGCCUUCCGUGGCGGAGACAACCAAUCUCUGAAUCAGAGUCGAUUCUUUCUGGCGUAUGUUGA